Messenger RNA from Penicillium nucicola, 1479 nucleotides. RefSeq lists its product as uncharacterized. Gene Ontology annotation, biological process: proteasome-mediated ubiquitin-dependent protein catabolic process. The transcript is spliced from 4 exons. Lineage: Eukaryota; Fungi; Ascomycota; Eurotiomycetes; Eurotiales; Aspergillaceae. Gene Ontology annotation, molecular function: metal ion binding; ubiquitin protein ligase activity. Bases 1 to 1479 code for a protein of 492 amino acids. The record is from RefSeq and is a predicted model, not a curated record. Gene Ontology annotation, cellular component: nucleus.
AUGGCAGCGAAAUGCUGUUCUGCGGGUGAAAUCUCCGGACUGGCCAAUACUCUCCAAGGACAUGUAGAUGACAUUCGUACUCUGAUACAAUGCGGCAUUUGCAUUCGACCCCUCUAUGAGCCCUUCACUCUCGCAUGUGGGCACACAUUCUGCUAUUCAUGCCUAUCGUCAUGGUUUGCAGGAGGGAAAUCAAAGCGAACAUGUCCCGAUUGUCGAGCACCUGUCAAAACGCAACCGGCACCAGCAUAUCUAGUCCGCGCGGUCGUGCAGAUGUUCACAGCUCGUGCUGAGCUGCUAGACAAAGGCGAAACAACUAUGGAGCAUACCAAAAACCGUCAAGAGGAGGCGGGGAAACUCGACGAAGACAAGGCGAAUAACCAUCCAACGCAAGGUGGUCUAUUCGGUGGACUUUUCAGACCUAAAGCUCCUCUUCUGAAACCCGUCAAUGACGUUGACGAUGGAGUUAUGCGAUGUCCGCACUGUUCAUGGGAACUUGAAGAAGGGGAGCAAUGCGCUAAUUGUGGCUAUCGAUACCCUGGUUCUGAAACAGGCGAGACAGAAUCAAGCGAAGAGAGUGAAAGUGGCAGCGACGACGAUGACGACGACUCAGAUGGCAUGGAGGACGAUGAUUCCGAGGACGGUUCAGAAAAUAUUGAUGAUACGAAUGGUGGAUGGGCCCCAAAUCAAUAUCCUAUCAAUGGUCCCAACUUUGGCAUGCAGCCUUUGCCAGGCUUUCCGAGCGACUACCACCUCAUGGGUCACCUUCACUACCAUGAUUCUCUAAUGUUACCUGGAAUUAUUCCACGAUUCAAUGCACACUAUGACCCGGACGAGUUCGAUUAUGAAGAGGAUGAGGAUGAGGAUGAGAAUGAGUACGACCACGAAGACUCUUUCAUCAAUGAUGCAACACAGCUUACGAGCGCCGACUACGAAUCGGACUCGGAUCAUUCUACUGUUGUGAGAAGUUCUCAGCGCAGUCUUCCUCCCGUACGACACGGCCAUCAAGAAGAUGAUGACGAUGAUGAAGAAGACGAUGACCCUCAAUCUUCCUCGGCAGAAGAAAGAGGCUCAAACUCAGACUCGGUAAUGGACGACUCAUCCGAUGAAGAUGAUAUUCGGGCAGUGCCUGCUCGACAGGCAUUUGGUAACACACCUCAGCAUGCCUGGGUGAUUCCCACCUCCUCUCCAUGGGCACAAAGCAUGCAAAGGGCUCAAAGAGCGCAAAGGGCGCAUGAAGCCUCCACCUCCUCCGCCGGGACUGUUAACUUGGACUCAGAAUCCGAGGAGGAAGAGAGAGAGACAUCUGAUAUUUCAAGGCCCGCGAGCUCGUCGCCUCCUGCAGCGUCCACACGACCCAACACAGUUCGCGGGCUUUCCGCUCGCAAUGUGAUUACACUCGAUGAUUCCGACGACGAAGAACCCGUUGGCCCAGUGAGAAGAAAUACUCAAAGACGGCAAAACAGAUACUCCCCAUACUAA